Fusarium oxysporum Fo47 is the source of this 1688-nucleotide messenger RNA. Its product is annotated as methylenetetrahydrofolate dehydrogenase (NAD(+)). Gene Ontology annotation, molecular function: methylenetetrahydrofolate dehydrogenase (NADP+) activity; methylenetetrahydrofolate dehydrogenase (NAD+) activity. NCBI's taxonomy places the organism in Eukaryota, Fungi, Ascomycota, Sordariomycetes, Hypocreales, Nectriaceae. Gene Ontology annotation, biological process: purine nucleobase biosynthetic process. The coding region runs from base 349 to 1413 and encodes 354 amino acids. The transcript is spliced from 3 exons. Gene Ontology annotation, cellular component: cytosol. The record is from RefSeq and is a predicted model, not a curated record.
CCAUGGUCACUCGGAGUUUUGUUUUCUUUGGUGGGGGGACAAUUGCUUGUGAUUAUUUGUUCUUCUUUCUCCUCAAACUUCCAGCUUCUGGUCAAAGUUGAAUCAACCCAUUUUCCUUAAGGUAUGUGACCUUUCUGGGAUGUCUUGGGCACUUCAUCACGUGCCAACGGUUCCUGUGACGGCAUCAUGCUUCUUCCCCCCUCACCCCCAAAAAAUGCUGGUAGUACGGCUCAGAGCCAGAUUAGUGUGGGGAUCUUCUCAGUGUGUUUGUUCACCUGGGAUAGACUUCACAUGAGAAGAGAACAAAAGAGAAGAUACAAGAUUGAGAAGCCAUACAUGUGACUGACUAUGAGAUCUCAGAUAAUAACCUGCUUCCGCAGUCUGAGAACCUUUGCAAUGGCUACCUCAACUGUCCCCAAGACCUGCAAGGUCAUCACUGCUGAGACUAUCGCCAAGGGUUACCUUAGUGAGGUCAAGGACACACUGGCCAAGAUCCAAGGCGAGAACCCUUGCACUCCCACACUGGCUGCUUUCCUCGCCAACGGUGAUCCCGCUGCCGUAAAGUAUGCUGAGUGGUCCAAGAAGACUUGUGAAGAGAACGGAUUCAACUUUGACCUCCGAACUGUGGACAAGGAGCUUCUCGAGGAGGAGAUCAUGAAGGCCAAUGAAGACGACAAUGUCGACGGCAUGAUUGUCUACUACCCUAUCUUCCCCAACAACCCUUCUCACGACAAGUACAUCCAGGAGUCUGUUGACCUUGGAAAGGACGUUGAGGGUCUUCGACACAAGCACAUCCACAACAUGUACCACAACAUUCGCUUCAUUGACCCUCCUGAGAACCGCAAGAAGUCCAUCCUUCCAUGCACUCCUCUCGCUGUUGUCAAGAUCCUUGAGUACUUGCAGAUCUACAACCCCAUCCUGGCUUCCGGGAACCGACUUUUCGGAAAGACUAUCACUGUCAUCAACAGAUCCGAGGUCAACGGCCGACCUCUUGCUGCCCUCCUCGCCAACGAUGGCGCCACCGUUUACUCCGUCGACGUCACUGGUGUCCAGAUCUUCACCCGAGGAGAGGGCAUCAAGAAGGCCCGCCACCAGGUCGAGGACAAGGAGGGUUGGAAACUCGAGGACUGCCUUCCUCUCAGUGACGUUGUCAUUGGAGGAGUUCCCGUCGAGUCUUUCAAGGUACCCACCGAGCUCAUCCGCGACGGUGCUGUCUGCAUCAACUUCUCCUCGUACAGAAACUUUGAUGGUCCCGCCAUUAAGGAGAAGGCCUCCAUCUACGUGCCAUCCGUCGGCAAGGUUACCAUUGCUAUCCUCUUGAGAAACUUGGUUCGCCUCAUUGCCAACCGACCCUCCAAGGAUGAGUCGCAGAAGAGCGUCGAAGCCCGAGCUGAGGCUUUCGCUGACGACUAAAUGCUUUCAAACGCAAAAGAAAAGACGUUUUAAAAGAAGGUUACGAUUGCUUUGAACUAGACUAUGGAGAACGAAACACGACGGGGCUGGUCGUCCUGUAACAGGAAAUGCAUUUUUAUAGGAGUUGUCAUAGAUGGGAUAUAUCAAAAAGCUGGGAUGACGGCAUGAUUGGAAAGACAUGUUCAACAUAAACCCUUGCGUGAAUGUCAUGAGCGUGUGUGACGUUGUGUCACGAAUGUAAAACAUUGAAUCAUGGACAGCUGGCGGUUUUACAG